CUUAUCUCCAACGCCACCUCAGAACCUACAAAGAACAUAUCACCAAUUCAGCUGCUCACAGCUCAGUCUUUUUCAGUAUCUUCUGCUCUGUGUACAUUUACAAACCCUAAUCCCCUGAUUUCAAUUCCAAUGGCACAUCCCAUGGAAUUCGUUUCUCUUCCCAAUAAGCCCGUCUCGACUCCAAUUCGUUCUUUUGCUCACCCUCUCUUUGGGGUUUCAAUUUCCGUCUCCGCUCUCAGAAACCACGGACGUGGAAUUUCGUUUCGAUCGAUUCGUCCAAGAAAUAUCUGCUCGGCGUCGGGUUCCGAUACCUUGGUUUCCAGUUCGCGCGGCAAUGGGGUUUUGGCCAAGGAGGAGGAGGAUAAGGUUGGGGACUUGAAAUCUUGGAUGCACAAUAAUGGACUCCCUCCCUGCAAGGUCGUUCUGAAAGAAAGGCCUUCGCAUGAUGACCAGCUUAGGCCCAUACAUUAUGUUGCUGCUAGUGAAGAUCUUCAGGCCGGUGAUGUUGCUUUUUCGGUGCCAAAUUCCCUUGUUGUGACCCUUGAAAGAGUUCUGGGGAACGAGACGAUUGCGGAGCUGUUGGCCACACAUAAGUUGUCAGAACUGGCAUGUUUAGCGCUGUAUUUGAUGUACGAGAAGAAGCAAGGAAAGAAGUCAUUCUGGUAUCCCUACAUACGAGAGCUUGAUCGUCAGCGAGGGAGGGGUCAAUUAGCUGUUGUAUCUCCACUUCUAUGGUCAGAAGCUGAAUUGGCUUACCUGACAGGUAGCCCAACUAAGGCUGAAGUUCUUGAAAGAGCUGAAGGAAUUAAAAGAGAGUACAAUGAGCUUGACACAGUCUGGUUUAUGGCUGGUUCUCUGUUUCAGCAAUAUCCAUAUGAUAUACCUACCGAGGCAUUUUCAUUUGAGAUUUUUAAACAAGCUUUUGUUGCUGUUCAGUCCUGUGUUGUGCAUUUGCAGAAUGUCAGUUUGGCUCGGAGGUUUGCUUUGGUUCCUCUGGGACCGCCAUUGCUAGCUUACAUUAGCAACUGCAAAGCAAUGUUAACUGCUGUCGGUGGUGCCGUCGAACUAAUAGUUGAUCGUCCAUACAAAGCAGGGGAGUCCAUUGUUGUCUGGUGUGGACCACAACCUAAUUCAAAAUUGCUUCUGAACUAUGGUUUUGUUGAUGAAGAUAAUUCUUAUGAUCGUAUAAUGGUUGAGGCAGCUUUGAAUACUGAGGAUCCUCAGUAUCAGGACAAGAGAAUGGUUGCUCAACGAAAUAGCAAACUAUCAGUACAAGUCUUUCAUGUUUAUGCUGGAAAGGAAAAGGAAGCAGUUACAGAUAUGCUUCCUUAUUUGCGACUGGGUUAUGUGUCAGAUCCGUCAGAAAUGCAAUCUGUUAUUUCAUCUCAAGGUCCAGUUUGUCCAGUGAGCCCCUGUAUGGAACGAGCUGUGUUGGACCAACUUGUCGAUUAUUUCAAGAAACGCCUGGCUCGCUACCCGACGACGCUUACUGAAGACGAGAUUUUGUUGGCAGAUUGUAACUUGAACCCAAAGAAGCGAGUUGCUACUCAGCUUGUCAGGUUGGAGAAGAAAAUGCUAAAUUCAUGUCUUCAGGCUACUGUCGAUUUGAUUAGCCAGUUACCUGACAUUUCUGUCUCUCCAUGCCCUGCUCCUUAUGCCCCGUUGUUGAAAUGAAAGGAAGUGCCUCCCACUUUUGGCAAGCUUGCAAAAUGUGCAGUACUUUGGUUCUAGUUCCUGUGGGAUAUAAUAAGCCAGAUAGAUAAGAGCUGCUUGUAUUUCUUUAGGCAACCGAAUUUGUAAAGUUCCUGACUGGCUCCAAGAGGAGAUGAUCAUAUUUCCCAUUAAAGUGGUUGAAGCUACUAGCUCUAUAGUGUUUCACGUCUACAGUGGCAUUGCACUCAUUCUCCCUCUGAAUUUUGCUAUUUCCCCUCGGACUUUGCCAACUACCUAUCCUCCAAGGCCGCAACUUAAGCAACGAUCAACCAUCGCUUGUAAAUUAAGAACAUGUUUGUCAGCAACAGACUGUAUAGCCCCGUGGAUGCAACUUUCGAGUAAUGUUGGUGAUUGUUUGUAAAUUUAACAUUGUUCCAGUGGUUUCUGUAGUUUUCUUGUGUUUGAUAUACCAAUCGUGGCGGUUUGGAACAAUAGCUUUCAGAUGGGUAGGAGGCUUUCAUAAUCUUUGUCCUUUAAUUGUUGUUCUGUUUAAGAAAUCUAGGGAUGAACCUUAGGCUGGAUAUAAUUUAUCGGGAUGAAUUAUGGUUAUUCAGAA
Tripterygium wilfordii is the source of this 2269-nucleotide messenger RNA. RefSeq names its product actin-histidine N-methyltransferase. The transcript is spliced from 13 exons. Gene Ontology annotation, cellular component: chloroplast stroma. Gene Ontology annotation, biological process: peptidyl-lysine monomethylation. The coding region runs from base 130 to 1674 and encodes 514 amino acids. The record is from RefSeq and is a predicted model, not a curated record. Gene Ontology annotation, molecular function: protein-lysine N-methyltransferase activity. NCBI's taxonomy places the organism in Eukaryota, Viridiplantae, Streptophyta, Magnoliopsida, Celastrales, Celastraceae.